This is a messenger RNA of Cercopithifilaria johnstoni, 3750 nucleotides long. Lineage: Eukaryota; Metazoa; Nematoda; Chromadorea; Rhabditida; Onchocercidae. The record is from the annotation of a GenBank genome assembly.
AUGUCAUCCAACAAAAAGUACACCGCACCAUUAGCUCGAGAUACGCCACCCCCACGAACUGUGAACUUCAAUGAAUUGAGUGGUGGCAAGGAAGGGGCGCGUGUCUCCCUAAGUGUGGAAGAGCUCGCAUUAUUGGAUGAAAUUAAACGUCGCGGAAGAGCCAGUUCUUCCACCGGCGUGCGAACAGGGAAGAUCAGUGUUUCGGAAUUAAUGGGAUGUGGCGAUAAAAACGCUGAUAAGAAGAAACGAAAAAAAGAUCGAAGCGGGUCGGUAAUGACUACUGAGUGCAAUAAUGACUAUCAUAACCGUGCGCCGUCAAUGAUUGAAACAUCAAGUCACGGAAUAUCGGUCGAUCCUGCCACUCUUCUUGAUGUUGCGGGAUGGAAGAUUCCUCCACUACCACCAGGACUUGUCUCAAUAACUCACGAAGCAGAUCGUCGUCCAUAUCCAUCACCUCUUCCCACAUGUAUAUUUGAAAAGGCGAUGAAAGCAGCUGCAAUUGUUCACACCGGUUCACAACUGCCACCUUUAUCUGCCGGACAUAAUUCUGCUGGCGGCAAUAACGGAGUAGCAGCACACAGAAAUACGAUUCACUUACCACCAUUGGAAUUGAUUCGGUUAUUGCCACCACUUUCCCCAAUGUAUCCAUUGAUUUCAAGCGAGACGCAACGAGCGGCAACACCGGCGUCAUCGGGACAUGGUAUCUUUGUCCAUGGUUUGGGUCCUCAAAGACAAGGUAAUAGUUAUGUCAAUGUGGACGGAUUAAAUGUGGAAGAACCUGUUGAAAGAAAAGAGAAAUUUUAUUACUCUACGCGUUUGCUCCCAUUGCUACAUAUUGUGGUGAUGGCGAAUGCGGCAACCAAAUAUACACAAUCAUUGCGUAAUAGUAAUAAAAAUAGUAAUUUUGGGGCCGCAGGACAUCAUCAAUAUCUCAGCAGUAUACAUGGCGUACGAGGUAAUGUUCCGCAGGGUAAUGGAAAUAAUCAGCAGCGAAGUAUUCAGCAGAAUCAGAAAACUCGUAAACCCUUUUUUAUGCCUUACAUGAGCUUAGAUGCGGUGAAUCGUGGACUAGCCAAUGGAGAUCUCAUCAAGGGUGUUUUGCGUGUUAAUCAACGUAACUAUGAAGAAUCAUUUGUGGACAAUCCUAUGGGUGACGAACAACAGGAUAUUUUGAUUCUUGGUGUCCAUGACCGUAAUCGCGCACUUCAUAGUGAUGUUGUCGUUGUUCGCAUUAAGGACAGGAACUGUUGGGUUGUUCGUGAUGCACUGUAUGAAGCAUGGCGUGGUGGAAAUCUAAAAGCUCGUGUCGAUGACAAUGGCCAGCCAUUGACUAUUCCACCGAUCAAGCGCAGCGAUUACGAAAUAGAACUGUCACCAGCUGAACUUCUUGAUUUGCCCACAUGCGUUGAUAAAUGUAUUUCGAGUGAAAAGUUGAAAGAAGAUGUGCCCGUUACAAGGAAUCGACGAUACAGCCGCGAACAAAUGCUGUGUAUUGCUGCGAAGCUUGAAUUGGAACGUCGUAAACGAGUUGUAGAUGACGAUGGUGGUAUUGACCCGGCUAUUCUGAACACUAUAUCCAGGCUCGCCAUUAUAAAACGAACUGAUUCACCAAUAGGUUUUUCGCAGUCUGGAACAUCGGCAUGUGGUACUUCCGCCUCAAGUUUGGGAGCAGGUACAAUAACGACACGACGUAAUGGAACUGGUACAAGUGGAUCUGUACAGCGACGAUCAAAUUACCGAAUUUUAUCGGAUAUGCCGGAUGAAGACUGGGGGAUUCCUGACAUGUGCCUUCAAAAAACCGCCGAGGUGGUUUACAUCAGUGAGCAGAAAAAUUGUCGAGCCGCAGUAGGCAUGUUAAAAAUGAUGGCUGAUGGGAAUCGUAAUUGGGCACUUUUCUCGCCGGGUGAUUCACGGAUGCCACGGAUGAUGAUACCAGCGGAGCAAACGCCCGCUACUUUUUUUGACCGUCCACAAGAUUUCGCGAAGUUUAUUUAUGUGGCACGAAUGGUAGAGUGGCAAGCAACAGCGCAGUUUGCACGAGGGAAAUUAUACAAGAGCCUCGGUAUGGCGGGCGACGUAGAAGCAGAAACAGAAGGCCUAUUGCUAGCGAAUGAUGUUGAUACCCGAGAGUUUUCACAAGCUGCGCUUUCGUCACUUCCAAUUACCGAAGCAGUGGAAUGGAAAAUUGAUGAAAAAGAGUUCAAGUAUCGAAAGGAUUUCCGAGAUGAAACUGUGUUCACAAUUGAUCCAAGUGCGGCGCGAGAUUUGGACGAUGCUCUUCACAUAAAGCCGAUUUCAAACUGUGAUGGAGCUGGUAAUCCUGGGUGGGAGAUUGGUGUUCACAUAGCUGAUGUCUCACAUUUCGUGCAAUUCGGCACCGAACUUGAUCAUUGGGCUUUUAGCCGUGGCACAUCGGUUUAUCUUGUUCAUAAAGUAAUUCCAAUGCUGCCACAAAUACUUUGUGAAGAAUUAUGCUCCUUAAAUCCCGGUGUUGAUCGGCUGACGUUUUCGGUGGUCUGGAAGAUCAAUGAUCAAGGAAAAAUAUUUGAUGAAUGGUUUGGGCGUACAAUUAUUCGGUCUUGUUGCAAAUUGUCGUAUGAAUAUGUGCAGGAUUUCAUCAUUCAUCCAAAAAAAGAUUUCGUUCCAUCCGAGUUGCCAAAUAUUUUCAAUGGCAAAAAGUCGGAUGAAGUGAAAGAAGCAGUACUUCGCUUGCAUAAGAUUGCACUUAUCCUAAGAAAAAAACGAUUUGAAAAUGGAUCUCUUUACCUUGAUAUGCCCAAACUGAGAUUCGCACUUGAUGAAACCUCGGGAAUGCCAAAUGGUCUUUGUCUUGACGAACGAAAGGAAGCCAAUUUUCUUGUGGAAGAAUUCAUGCUAUUGGCAAAUAUAGCUGUAGCUCGGAAAAUUGAGUCAGCAUUUCCGAAGACUGCACUUUUACGACGACAUCCACCUCCAAAAAUUAAAAUGCUACGGGAUAUUUUGGAGAAGUGUGAAAAGGUCGGCUUUGUAAUAAAUGGUUCCUCAAGUGCGACCAUUUCUUCGAGCUUGCAGAAGUAUGAGAGAGACAGUGAAUUGAAAGGGACCGCCGUUCAGAUGCUGACCCAUUUACUGAUGAAAUCAAUGCAAUUGGCAUUAUAUUUUUGCGUUGGUUCUUUGAAAAACCGAGCUGAUUAUGCACAUUACGCUCUCUCAGUGCCAUUUUAUACUCAUUUCACCUCACCGAUACGUCGAUAUCCUGAUAUUAUGGUGCAUCGUUUUUUGUCAGCAGCACUCGGUUACUCUCCAGCUCCAGGCUUGACUGUGAAAGAGAUCGAAACUAUAGCAAGUCAUUGCAAUGACAGAAAACUAACUGCAAAAACAGUCUCGGAAGCAAGUGAUGAUAUGUUCUUUGGUGUUUUCAUUAAGGAAUGUGGGCCACUAACGGAACGUGCUGUAGUAAUGCAAGUACUCGAUGCUUCUUUCGAUGUUCUAGUCGUAAAGUACGGUGUUGUAAAGCGCGUUUAUACAAGUCGUCUACGAUUGGCACGAGAGCCACGCUUCAUUGAAGGUCCCUGUCCAUCGCUUCUUCUUUACUGGGAUUCCACCAGUGAUGGUUCAAAUGCUGCGAUCGAGCAAGUUAUUUCGAUGUGUACUGUUGUCGAGGUAGUCCUUUCCGCACUUCCAGAACCAACGAAAUAUCAGGCAGUGCUAAAGCAGCCAAUUAAUAGUGAAAUGUUGCCCUUGGCGGAACCUGUCGCUUUGUUAAGCUAA